CUGAGCUCGUCGCUCGGGCAACAGCGUCCUGGAGACCCAAAUGGGCUGGGCCUCUGAGGCCCAGCGGCAAGGGUCCGCGCGCGGGUGUAGACCGAGCGAGACUGGGACUUUGAGCCGGGCCCGGAGCUCUCUGAGGCAGUGUCCAGGCUGGGAUUCUCACAGCGAGCAGCACCUGGAAGACGGAACCAGCUCCUCGAAGAUCGCUAAUACCCAGAUGCGUGCCCAGCCCAGGGAGCUGGCGUCCACAAGGCAGUUGCUUUAGUACAGCUUCUCCGGUGUGCAUCCAGAGUGGUCGCUGAAGGGUUUAGGUGCUGGGAAUCUCCGAAUUUUCUCCAAAUCCCGAAAUAUUUUAUUGUGAAGAAAAAUGAAAAGAAAUAGCAACAAAGAAAACAGUACCAAGUCGGGCAGCACCAAAGCACGGACUUUAAUGAACAAAAUGAUGACUGUACCAGAUUGGCACACUUUGUACGUGCCCACCCGGAAAGCCCAGUGUUCGAGACCCCAUUCCUCCCCAUCUAGCGUCUGUCCGAAGAACAGUGUCCAGAGUAUGCUCAGACCUUCCUCUUCACCCUCAGCUGCUGAAAAUCCGGUGCUGUCCUUCUUAGACAUUAAGCGGAUUUUAUUUCAAAAAAUCAACGACAGAAAGGAUGAGUUGAGGAAAGCCUUCCAGCUGCUGGACGCUGGCCGGAGCCUGACGGUGACGAAGGGCGAGCUGAAGAGAGUCAUCGGCACCUUCCUGCUCCCGCUCACCCGGGAGCAGUUCCAGGACCUGCUGGCCCAGAUCCCUCUCACCGGCUCCGGCAAUGUGCCCUACCUUGAGUUCCUGUCUAAGUUUGGCGGAAGUGAUCUAAACAUAAAUGUUAUAAAGAGGGGAGGAGGGCAUGAAAUGGACAGCUGCCGGACCCUGAAAGAACUUGAGAUCCAAAUUGGAGAAAAGGUUUUCAGAAACCCGAAAGCAGUCAUCAAAGCCUUCCGGCUCCUGGACGUCAGCAGCACGGGCCGGGUGCAGCCGCAGCAGCUGAGGCGGGUGCUGGAGACCUUCUGCCUGCAGAUGACGGAGGAGGAAUACCAGAAGUUCUCAAAACACUACGGCAUUGAUAAAGACACUGCAGUGGAUUAUGGUGUGUUUUUGAAGAACCUCAGCAAAAGUAAUGACGUGCAUCUUAGAUACUUUAUGGGAAACCAAGAGGUCUCACCAGAGAAUCCACAAGCCAGAACUCUCAAGAGAGAACACUGGCUCAGCUCCACACCAUCCGAAGAGAGCUGGGGCGGCUACUCCCUGGAUGACAUUGAGAAGGCCUUCUGCCGAGAGUUUUCAAAGUCCAUUGAUAAGAUUGAGAAAGCCCUCAGUGCCGGGGACCCCUCCCGAGGUGGCUAUGUCUCCUUGAAUUACCUCAAGGUCGUCCUGGACACCUUCGUGUGCCGGCUGCCGAGGAGGCUCUUCCUCCAGUUAAUGAAAAGAUUUGGAUUUAAAACCACCGCUAGAAUCAAUUGGAAGCAAUUUUUAACAUCAUAUUAUGAGCUUCAGGGCUUGGAAGCUAGCAAUACCGUUCCCCCCCUAAAGAGAGAUAGCACCCACUCCCGAAGCCGAUCUCGGAGGGAGAAUGCCGUCACAAAGCUGCUCAGACGCGCCGAGGCCAGCUCCGAGCCCCUGAGGAAAGCCUUGCUGAUGAGCAGCUCCACCAAACCCGGCGGACGGAUGACAGGGGACGAACUGAGACAGAUCCUAAGUGCCACGCUGGUGAAAGUCAGUGACUCAGAAUUCAGAGAGCUCAUGAGGACGCUGGACCCCGAGGCCACCGGAGUGGUCACAGCCGGCUCCUUUCUUGACCUGCUGGAAGCCAGCCCCAAGACGAGGAAAACGUCUCCCUGUACAGGCGCUAAGACGCCGCUUCCCUUGGCAUGGGUUUCUGUGGAAGCAAUGGUUCACGACGCGAUUGCUAAGAAUCUGCAGGCUUUCUGUAACAUGCUGCAGUCCUACGACCUCAGGGACACGGGGCUCAUGGCGCAGAGUAACUUCAAGGCCGUCAUGCGCGUAUUCUGCCCAUUUUUAACGCACGAGCACUUGAAAAAACUCUGCUAUAAGUUUCAAGAUCCGACCUCAGAAAAGAUCCUUUACAAGAAGCUUUUGGCCUGCAUUCGAGUCAGCGGCUCCCCCACGGUCUCUCCAAAGGAUCAGCCAUGCGGACAUUUUCAAAAAGAAGAGGGACAGUUCUCCGGGAGAACCAAGCCCACCAGGGACAGGACCCCCACAAUCAAGAACAUGACCCGAGAUGAAGCCAUUGAAAACCUCAAAAGCCGCAUCAAGCGGCAGGACCCAGUGUUCAGGAAGCGAUUUCUGGAGGUCAGCGGGGGCCUGCUUGGGAAGAUCGGCCUGCGGGACUUCAAGAAGGUGCUGGAAGACAGCGGGAUGCCCAUGGAUGAGGUGCAGUAUUCGCUGCUGGCUACAAAAAUCGGCUUUAGGAAGGAGGGAAUGAGCUACCUGGAUUUCGCAGUGGGCUUCGAAGACGCGGGCGGGCCGGCUGUGACGCCACCCCACACUCCGGCUGCUUCAAAGAGCUCCUUGAUCGGCCACUUCGUAACGGCUGAAGAAUGCCUGAAACUCUUCCCCAAGAGACUGAGGGAGUCCUUCCGGGACCCCUACUCUGCCUUCUUUAAGAUAGACACUGACAGGGACGGCAUAAUCAGCAUGCGUGAUCUUCACAGAUUGCUGCAGCAGCUGCUCUUCAACCUGAAGGACGAGGAGUUCGAGCGCCUCCUUGGCCUCCUCGGCUUGAGACUUAGCGUCACCUUAAACUUCCGGGAGUUUCAGAGCCUGUGUGAGAAGGGGCCCUCCCCCAUGGAUGAGGCACCCCAGAGACUCCUUAGACCCAAACAGAAAGUAGCAGAUUCAGAACUAGCCUGCGAGCAGGCUCAUCAGUAUCUUGUCAUCAAAGCGAAAACCAGAUGGACAGAUUUGUCUAAGAAUUUUAUAGAGACCGACACUGAGGGCAACGGCAUUCUCCGACGGCGGGAUAUAAAGAACGCACUGUACGGCUUUGACAUUCCCCUCACACCAAGGGAAUUUGAGAAGCUUUGGCAAAGCUAUGACACCGAGGGAAGAGGGUACAUUACUUACCAGGAGUUUUUACAGAAACUGGGUAUUAACUACUCGCCAACAGUCCACCGGCCCUAUGCAGAAGACUACUUCAACUUCCUGGGCCACUUCACCAAGCCCCAGCAGGUGCAAGAGGAGAUCCAGGAGCUGCAGCAGAGCACAGAGAGGGCCAAGCCUGCCAGGAAUCUGCUGGUGGACCACGUCCAAGACAUCGGCAAAGCGCUCAGCACGCUGGACAAAUGCCAGCUGGGCUCUGUGUCCCUCCACAAGAUGCAGCAGGUGCUGCAGGAGUGCGGCUGUCCCCUGCAGGAGGAGGAGCUGGCUGCCCUGCUGAACAGCUUGGGAAUCAUCUGCCAUGAUAAUACCAUCAACUACCUUGACUUCCUGAGAGCACUGGAGAGCAGCAAGGCAGCUCGACCUCAGCGGGAGGAGAAGGAAGACGCUGUGCCAAUCAACUUCUCCACGCUGAACCCGGAGGAGGUGGUGAAGAGCGUCCAGGAAGUAGUCAGCACCUCCCAGCAGGCUUUGUCGCAGGCAUUUUCUGCGUUGGACAAAGAGGACACAGGGUUUGUAAAGGCUACAGAUUUCGGACAGGUCCUUAAGGAUUUCUGCCACAAGCUAACAGACAGCCAGUACCACUUGUUCCUGCGGAAGCUCAGGAUCCACCUGACGCCCUCCAUUCACUGGAAGUAUUUUCUCGAGACCUUCGGCUGCUUCCUAGAGGAGGCUGCCGAUGAGUGGGCCGAGAGGAUGCCCAGAGUCCCGCCACCCACGUCUCCCCGAGAAGCAGCCAUUGCAGAGCUGUUGGCCCGCCUCCAGAAAGCUGUGACCACCCACCACUAUGCCUUCGCCCAGGAGUUCAAGAACUUCGACACCAACAAAAGCAACACGGUCUCCAGAGAUGAGUUCAGGGCCGUCUGCACCCACCACCUGCAAAUCCUGACGGACAAGCAGUUUGACAGGCUGUGGGGCGAGAUGCCAGUGACCGCCAGGGGCAGGCUGAAGUACCAGGAAUUCCUGAGCAGGUUCGGCGUGGAGCAGGUGGCCUCGCCGCCGGCCACGGGGGACUCGGUGCAGGCCCAGAAGGGCAGCAGUGUCCCCCAGGUCUCCAACAGAACCCAAUCUGCCAUCUCCUCACCCACGCGUGACCUGAGGGCCGAGUUGAAGUCACGGAGUCACCCCUGUACCCCGGCAGGUGACCUGCCGCUGCAGAACUGCGAGCCGGUGGAGAGCCGGCUCCGGAAGCAGGUCCAGGGCUGCUGGCGGGCGCUGCUGAAGGACUGCAAGGAGAAGGACCUGGCGAGGCUGGGCACCAUCGCCGCGCCCGACUUCCUGGCUCUGGUGCAGCAGUUCCGCCUGGACCUGAGCAAGGAGGAGAGCCAGCAGCUGCUCACCAAGUACGACCUGAAGAACAACGGCACGUUCGCCUACUGCGACUUCAUCCAGAACUGCGUGCUCCUGCUCAGGGCCACGGAGACCUCGCUGAUGCGGCGCCUGAAGAUCCAGAACACUCACAAGAUGAAAGAGGCCGGGGCCGAGUCAUGCUCCUUCUACGCGGCUCUGCUGCGCAUCCAGCCCAAGAUCCUGCACUGCUGGAGACCCAUGCGGCGCAUGUUCAAAGCCUACGACCAGGGCGGGACGGGGAUCCUGAGCGCGGAUGACUUCAGGAAGGUGCUGAGGCAGUUCAGCAUCAACCUGUCGGAGGAGGAGUUCUUCCACCUGCUUGAGUACUACGACAAGACCCUGUCCUCCAAGGUCUCCUACAACGACUUCCUGCGGGCCUUCCUGCAGUAGGCAUGGCACGCGCGCCCAGAAACAGGCCAGGCCACGUCUGUCUCUGCCACCGACAGAGUCACAGAACCGAGGGGCCUCGAGUGUCCCAGCGUGGCUGCAGAUGCGGACGCUGGCCUACAAGGCUGGACUCCCCUCACCACUGCCACAGGGUGGCCCUGCUGGGCCUCCGCAGCCUCGUCAGUUUGAGCAAAUAAAAUGUGUUUGGCAGGGAUGAGCCUUGACACCUUGAAAGAACCACUAAUGAUAAAAUACUUAAGAGCUUGGA
Molecule: messenger RNA, 5156 nt
Organism: Cavia porcellus (domestic guinea pig)
Lineage: Eukaryota; Metazoa; Chordata; Mammalia; Rodentia; Caviidae
Gene: Efcab6
Product: EF-hand calcium binding domain 6
Exons: 33
Coding region: 365-4891 (1508 amino acids)
Cellular component (GO): nucleoplasm
Molecular function (GO): calcium ion binding
Source: RefSeq, a predicted model, not a curated record